UCCCCAUCCCCAUCAUUUUGCAAUUUGAAAACAUUAAAAAAAGCCGUCCUUUUCCUAGGUUUUUUUCAGAUCCUUCAAAUUCAACUCUCGUUUAUCCAUGUCUCGUUCAAUCUUCUUCGCUUUCACUCAUCAUGGCCUCCAUCCGUGAAAAUCAGUUCCUCUUUCUAUUUUAUGUACUCUUUCUUUUACAGUCGCUGCCUCCGAUGGCCGCCACUCACUCACAUUCAGCUUAUUCGGGUCCUGUAAUUCCCACAACCCCAUUAGUUAGCUUCCUCGAACGUGUCCAAGAAACUGCUUUGCAAACUUACGGGAAAUCAAAUUUUGAUCCCAAAGAAUAUGUGGACUUAUCUUUGAAGUCUAAUAUUUCCAUCACUCGGGACGCAUUUGAUAAGCUUCCCAGGACGGCAAAUGGGUCGGUUCCUGUUGACGAUUUGGAAAGUUUUAUUGGAAAGUACUUUAAUGGUGCAGGGGAUGAUCUUGUCUAUUCUGAGCCAGUGGAUUUUGUACCAGAGCCUCAUGAGUUUUUGCCCAAGGUGGAGAAUCCAGAAGUAAGGGCUUGGGCGUUGGAAAUCCAUGCUUUGUGGAAGAACUUAAGUAGGAAAGUUUCGAGCUCGGUUCAUGAUCACCCUGAUUUUCAUACUCUGCUUCCUUUGUCAAAGCCCGUAAUGGUUCCUGGUUCUCGGUUUAGAGAGGUUUAUUAUUGGGAUUCUUAUUGGGUUAUCAGAGGCGUGCUGGCAAGUAAAAUGUACGAGACUGCAAAAGCAGUAGUGACUAAUCUCAUCUUCUUGCUAGACACGUAUGGUCAUGUUCUUAAUGGCGCAAGAGCCUAUUAUACCAACCGAAGCCAGCCUCCCCUCCUGAGUGCAAUGGUUUAUGAAAUAUUCAACCGGACCAGUGAUGUCGAAUUCGUUAGGAAAUCUCUCCCGCCGUUGAUUAAAGAGUAUCGAUUUUGGAACUCAGAAAUACAUGAGUUGAUUAUCCGUGAUGCUGAGCUGAAUGAUCACUCUUUAAAUCGGUAUUACGCAAUGUGGAACAAGCCAAGGCCUGAAUCGUCAACGAUAGAUCAAGAACUUGCUUCCAGGUUCAUGAAUGUCUCAGAGAAACAGCAAUUUUACCGGGAGCUGGCCUCAGCUGCUGAAUCUGGAUGGGAUUUCAGCACAAGAUGGAUGAGGAAUUCUUCUGAUAUUACAACUUUGGCAACAACAACAAUCUUGCCUGUUGAUUUAAAUAUAUUCAUACUAAGAAUGGAACUUGACAUUUCCUUCUUGGCAAAAACUAUUGGGGAGAACACUGUGUCUGAUGAUUUCCUAAGAGCUUCACAGAAAAGACAAAAGGCAUUCAGCUCAAUUUUUUGGAAUGAAAACAUGGCGCAAUGGCUGGAUUAUUGGCUCAAUGACAGUCAGGAACCUCAGACAUGGAAAGCUGAGAACCAAAACAAGAAGGUGUUUGCUUCAAACUUUGUUCCCUUGUGGAUUGAUGUGUUCAACUCAGAUAUUCAUUUGGUGGAAAAGGUUACAAAAAAUCUUCAAACUUCAGGCCUGCUUUGUGCUGCUGGAAUUGCAACCUCUUUAACAAAUUCAGGACAACAAUGGGACUUCCCAAAUGGUUGGGCACCCCUUCAGCAUAUGAUAGUUGAAGGUCUGUCAAGAUCUGCAUCAAUAGAUGCAAGAAGAGUAGCCGAAAAAAUUGCUGAGAGGUGGGUGAGAACCAACUACGUUGCAUACAAGAAGAAGGGAGUGAUGCACGAGAAAUAUAAUGUCGAAAAAUGCGGUGAUUACGGUGGUGGUGGCGAAUACAUAUCCCAGACUGGUUUUGGUUGGUCAAAUGGAGUUGUAUUGGCAUUCUUGGAGAAGUUCGGAUGGCCUAAAAACAAAACCAUCGACUGCAACUGACCUACUUAAACCUAGUGUUUCGGACGAAACGAAUAAGGUUCAUGGUUUCAUUACUAUAGAAAUGCAAUUCUUUUUGGCCCUUCUAAUUGGGAUUUACAUGUUUUAACUUUUAACACAAUUUCACCAGGAAAAAUAAAUCAUGAAGAUGAUUUUGUAU
This is a messenger RNA of Hibiscus syriacus, 2049 nucleotides long. Its product is annotated as trehalase-like. Gene Ontology annotation, molecular function: alpha,alpha-trehalase activity. The transcript is spliced from 10 exons. The record is from RefSeq and is a predicted model, not a curated record. The coding region runs from base 132 to 1892 and encodes 586 amino acids. Lineage: Eukaryota; Viridiplantae; Streptophyta; Magnoliopsida; Malvales; Malvaceae. Gene Ontology annotation, biological process: trehalose catabolic process.